UUUAAAAAUUGCUGAAACAUAAAUUACCUUUAAGCUUAAAAAAAUUUUCACAUUUGAAAACUACAGUAUGUAGUACAAUUACAAAAUUUAUGUUGAAAGUGUUUUGCAACUUUGAGUCACACCCUUACAGAAAUCUUCAUCACUUGUAAAAUCUGUUACUCAUGAAAGAAUGCACUUUCUUUGGAAUUAAAAAUGUUGUUCCCAGCAUAGAUUCCUCCCAUUCGGGAAAUAUUGGGUGUGACGACAGCCUAGAAAAGCAGCCAGUGGAGAGUCGGCUCCCAGUUCAGCUCCAGACUGAAAGCCUUCAACCGUUUCAUCGUCUCAAGAGGAAAAGCUGAGCAGGGAGACAACGAUGUUCUACUGCAACGACUUCAGCAGCUCAGACGGCUUCAGCGACACCAACGGCUUCCGCUGGUCCAAUGGGUUCAGUACCAUUAAUGGGUCCAGAACCAUUAAUGGGUCCAGAACCAUUAAUGGGUCCAGAACCAUUAAUGGGGGCAGCACCAUUAAUGGGGGCAGCACCAUUAAUGGGUGCAGCACCAUUAAUAGGUGCAGCGUCAUUAAUGGGUGCAGCUUGCCCAAAAACCGGUUCAAAAAUCAUCGAUAUUCAGCUUUUCAGGAAGUGGACCUUCACUGUGAGACCAACAACAAGGCCCACCACACCAGCUCAAUCUCAGUGAACCAGCUGAUUGUGAGGAGAGGCCAGCCGUUCAGCAUAACCCUUCAAAUGACAAAACCUUUCAACCCUGACAUUGAUCAACUCACCAUGAAAGUUGUGACUGGGAAACAUCCAUCUCAGGAGCAAGGAACAAUGUCAUCCUUUGGUUUUCCAGACAAAGUGAAAAGUUCUUCAUGUGCUAAAGCAGUCUGGAGAGCAGAGCUUCAGAAAAACAGACUUCCUGAAACAGGAGCGCUGGCUCUAACGAUAACGCCGCCCGCUGACGCUCCGGUAGGGGAGUACAAACUUUCUGCAGGACUUAAAGCCGAAGAAAAUGAGUUAGCACAACUCUUUGUGCUCUUCAACCCUUGGUGUUCUGAUGACUGGGUGUUUCUGCCUAACGAGGCAGAGAGACAAGAAUACGUUAUGAACCAACAUGGAAUAAUCUACACAGGUUCUGAUCAAUACAUUAAUGGACUUUCCUGGGACUUUGGACAGUUUGAAGAGGACAUGGUGAAGAUAUGCCUGAAGUUACUCGACCUCAGCAGGAAACACAAGCGGGACCCGGCUGACGACGUUUCUGCUCGCUGUAAUCCCAUCUAUGUCAGCCGUGUCAUUACCAAUAUGGUUAACAAAGAAGAAAUCAACGAUGGCGUCCUGCGGGGAAACUGGUCAGGUGAUUUUAAAUAUGGCUUCCCACCAACCCACUGGAGCGGCAGCUACGCCAUCCUGAAGCAGUGGUACGCCUCCUUCUGCAAAGCUGUCAACUACGGGCAGUGCUGGGUGUUCGCCGGCGUCAUGUGUUCAGUGAUGCGCCUGUUGGGAAUCCCCUGCCGUGUUGUCACUAACUUCGAGUCCGCUCACGACUCCGAUGCAAACUUGACCAUCGACACCUACUACGGAGAAUCUGGUGUCAGACCGAAACCGUCCAAUGACAGCGUCUGGAACUUCCACGUGUGGGUAGAGGGGUGGAUGAGACGACCGGACCUGGCAGAAGAUGGCCGAUAUGACGGCUGGCAGGUUCUGGAUGGAACGCCGCAGGAAAAGAGUGAAGGUGUGUUCUGCUGUGGUCCGGCUCCAGUAGCGGCCAUCUUGAACGGGGACGUUGACCUGAGAUAUGAUGUGCCAUUUGUCUUCGCUGAGGUCAACGCUGACCGUGUUACCUGGCUGAUCAAAAGAGAUGGAUCCAAGGUGCAGAUGAAGUCUGACACCAGGAGUGUUGGACAGCACAUCUCCACGAAGGCUGUUGGCUCCAACCACCGGAUGGACAUCACGAGUGCCUACAAACACACAGAAGGAUCGGUGCGAGAAAGGGACAUUUUCAAAUACGCUCUGACCAAACUGGACAGUGAUUCAAGAAUUGCAGUGUGUCCAAUGGCUGUCAAACCUGAACCACUGGUCAUAAACAACACCACAAACACAGAGAAUGGCCACCCAACUCCGCAGCUGGUUGUUAAAUUUAAAGAGGAGUCCGCGCCAGUGAAGGGUCAGGAUGUGAAGAUAAAUCUGGUGCUGAGAAGUGAAGGCAGCGCUGCCAGGACGCUGUCUGUCAACAUCAACGUCCAGGCCAUGACGUACACCGGCCAACCCAAAGGAAACAUCCAGAAUGAGGUCGUCCAGAAACAACUACUUCCUGAGAAAGACCUGACCUUCCCCAUUCAGAUCCCGUACCUCUCCUACAGUAAAUACAUGGUGGACUGCCAGACCAUGAACAUUUCAGCCAUGAUCACUGACCUCCAGAACGAUGAGAUCUACCUGGCAGCGGACCGUAUUGUGCUGAAAGACCCUCCCAUCGCCAUCACUGUGUCUGAAGAAGCCAGAGUGAAUCAGAUAUUGAGUAUCUUAGUGACUUUCAUAAAUCCAAUCAGCGAGACGCUGACAGGUUGCACUCUGACUCUCUCUGGAACUGGACUUAUUGAUUGGGAGCAAACAUUCAAGCUUGAAGAUCUGAUGCCAAACAAGACAAUGUGUGUCAAAUUAAGCGUUGUUCCCUACAAGAGCGGGGAGAGGACUCUACUGGCUGACUUUGACUGUGCCGCUUUCAGAGACAUCAAGACCAGCUGCAUCAUUAAUGUCAGACCUUAAACUACAGAAAGAAAAAUGUUUUUGAAGUAGAGAGACCAUUGAAAUCGGAGAAUUUUGUUUGAAUAAAUUGUUGUUUUAGGUUUUUUCUUUAUUUUUAAAUUUAAAACUUGGAUUUCUAAGGGGAACAAUGAAAAACUUGUAGUAAUCCGACACUCAGGUGCUGGGAAUUUAAUUUUAAUCAUGACUUUCUGCUGUAUUAUUGUUUUAAACUUAUAACAGUCAUAAGAAAACAGGUCCUGCUUUGACUGUUGUUUUUCUCCAGACCAAUUUAUUCCUAAGCCAGUCGAUAUUUUUCAUGACUUAAGGCUUAAAGUUUGCACAAAUCUGGCUUUUUUUUACUGUUAUAGUUUAGUCUUACUUUAAAAUUCAACUUUAAUGUGUGUUAAUCACGCCACGCCUCUUAACCUUUUGUCACUUGGAAUUGCUUCAUCUGUUCACACAUUUUCACCCCUGCUUGGUUUGGUUCAGUUUAUUUUUGGGUCUUGAGUUUGUAAAGUUUGACUUUAUCAAAUACGACUUCAGACCUCAGAAUUUGCUUUGGGAAUAAAACUGACAAAGAUCGUAAAACUGUUUCUGCACCUUUUAAAAUCAAUUACAAAACCUCAAAGGUGUUUUUAGUUAACUCCACACCUUUACUGAUUGCUGGUAGAAGUUAAAACCAUUUAAAUUUUUCCCUCAAUGUGUAAUUAAUCUGUCUUAUAUGUGGGGUUCACUUUUUAUAAUAAAUAACAUACAGUAUUGAGCGUUUGUAAUGCAAAGAUAAGUUUAAAAAACAUGGAUUAUAAAAGUAUUUUUAAAAAAUGUCAAGAAUCCUUAAACUUGCCAUUAAUUUACCCCGUAUUGAUAAUUAGUCUGUAGAUAAAGUUUAUGGAUUUUUGGGGGGUUUUCAGCAUGUUUCUUAAUUUUUAAAAUCUUAAUAAAUAUUAACAAUAAGAAAAGAAAUCUCAUUUUCUGUACAGUUAUUACCUCAGUGGGCAGACGCCAGAUUUCUUCAGAUAAAAACAAUUCUGUUGACAGUUUUUUCAGCAAAGAGAUUGAUCGAGUUGUGAACACUGAAAAUAGUUAUCAUUUUCUUUCUUUUUUUAACUUUCUGUGGGGUCAUAAAAGUAAAAUAAAAAGUCAUAAAACAGAAAUCUGUAAAUCUGUACAGAUUCAGUGCUUCUCAGUGAAGAUCAAAGCAGUGACAACUCCCAUCAGCUCAAAAAAUAAAAAAUGUUCUGACUCAGCGGGAGAGUAACCCUUAAGACAGACGUCAGUGUCGUCUUGCGUGGCGUGAUUUCAGACAUUUUAAUGAGGCUGCAACACGCAUCUCUCUGGGUGUCACAGGUUUAUGAAAACCGCCUGUCCAUCGCUCAGUUUGCAGAUGUUUGUCUGCUGGAACAAAUUUUAAGUGUUUUUUUAAUGUAAGAGGGAAAGUUUCACUUGACUAAAUUCAGCGAUCUGAACUCA
Xiphophorus hellerii (green swordtail) is the source of this 4192-nucleotide messenger RNA. Its product is annotated as protein-glutamine gamma-glutamyltransferase E-like. The transcript has 15 exons. Gene Ontology annotation, molecular function: protein-glutamine gamma-glutamyltransferase activity. Lineage: Eukaryota; Metazoa; Chordata; Actinopteri; Cyprinodontiformes; Poeciliidae. The coding region runs from base 353 to 2743 and encodes 796 amino acids. The record is from RefSeq and is a predicted model, not a curated record. Gene Ontology annotation, biological process: peptide cross-linking.